Messenger RNA from Drosophila mojavensis, 1854 nucleotides. RefSeq names its product UPF0565 protein C2orf69 homolog. Lineage: Eukaryota; Metazoa; Arthropoda; Insecta; Diptera; Drosophilidae. Gene Ontology annotation, cellular component: mitochondrion. Bases 232 to 1854 code for a protein of 540 amino acids. The record is from RefSeq and is a predicted model, not a curated record. The transcript has 6 exons.
UUGGGAUUUUUAACAGGAUUUGUGUGCCCAUAGUUGCAGUGUGUGAAAAUAUCAAUGUAAAAAUACGAAAAUUAAAAAUACAGACGCACAGAUUAAAGAAAACUGUGUAGAAGCAAAAGACGCGGGAAUAUUUUCAUAAAUAAACAAAUUAUUGCAACAAAUUAAAACAAAAACGGCCUCACCAUUGAUCAAUUUCUGCAACUACAAGAGCGGAUUCGAAACUUCGAGGGCAUGCUUGGCGGCAGCAGCGGGGAGCGUUUAUGCACGCCAAGCACUUCGGCCGGUCCAUUUCGAAUAUUCUCCGUGGCCGGUUUUCAGAAUCGCGCCAACGACAUUGUCUACUGUCCGCCCAUUGUGCGCCAGCAGUCGCAGCAUGUGGAUGACUCCAAGGCAAUUAUCUACUUUGGUGGCGAUGUGCAGGACUUUCCGGAGAGCAUGGAAACGAACCGCGACAGCCGCGGCUACAUGAAAUACAAUCUGGAGAACUCUGCGAUAUUGCUGCGCGAAGCCUUUCCGCGCUCCCACAUUAUAGUCAUACGACCGGUUCGCAUGGAAUUUAAGACCUUCAGUUGCUUUGAUAAUUUCGUGCGUGGAAAUAAUGCAGGUGUGCCGGAUCAUACGCCCAUGAACCAUGCGCUGCAACAUUUAGAAAAACUGCUACAGAAUCUAUCGCAACGCCUGAUCUCAAUACCCGAAAACGAGAUACUCGACCAGGCAGCCCAGGCGGCGGCCGCAGCGGCUGCCGUUGCUGCUGCUGCAGCAGCAGCUGCCAUGACGCUCUCAAAUGCCACUGUGAACUCAGAGUCUAGCUCAGCCUCAGUAGCUGCAGCUGCCGCAGCGGCGGCGGCGGCAGCAGCGGCGAACGACAGCAGUCAGGAAAUGGACAUAGAUAUACUGCAGGUGCAGGAGAAUGUGACUGUGGAUGCAGAUGGUGCCGUGAUCUUUCCCAUCGUCUCCGCUGGCAGCACGGAGACGAGCACAGCUACUAACAAUGGUGGCAAUGUCAACAAUAGCAACAAUAAAGAUGCUCUGCUUAACAAUCAUCAAGAGUCGAACAUCCAACAACAGCAGCAACAGCUGCAGCAACAACAACAGCUGCUGCAACAGCAACAACAGCAGCCGCAACAGACAGUUGUUAAGGCCGCGUCAGCGCCAAUGAACAAUGUGGAUCACUACAACAACACAACAAACAGCAGCAAUGAUUGCGCCGCUGAUCGGCAACCGUCGCUGCCAACGCAACCGCAGCAGCCGCGACCGGCGACGCCAACGUCCGAGAAUAAUCCAUUGUGGUGGCGGGAGAAUCUGAACUUGGACAAGUCCAAGCUGGUGCUGAUAGGCUUCAGCAAGGGCUGCGUCGUGCUCAAUCAAUUCAUCUAUGAGUUUCAUUAUCUGAAAACGUUGACGCCCGAUGACAGCAGCAUGUGCCGGCUGCUCUCGCGCAUAACGGACAUGUAUUGGCUGGACGGCGGGCAUGGCGGCCAGAAGAACACAUGGAUCACAUCACGCAGCCUGCUGGAGACGCUUACGCGAAUGGGCAUGAACAUACAUGUGCACCUCACACCCUACCAGGUGCAGGACGAUCGGCGGCCCUGGAUACGCAAGGAGGAGAAGCUGUUCACCGAGAUGUUGCGGCGCUUGAAUGCGCCCAUUACGCGACACUUGCACUACGAUAACCAGCCGGCGAAUCUGAUGACGCACUUUGAGGUGCUGCAGGCAUUCUGUCAGCACGUCCAUUCGCUCAAUCAGCAGCAGUUGCAGCAGCAGCCCGGCCAUGAGCAGCCAAUUGUGGCCACAAACAAUGGCUCGAGCGGUGCUAGCAACAAUCUGCUCGAUGCCAGCGAUGAGGCAAAGUGA